This is a messenger RNA of Pogonomyrmex barbatus (red harvester ant), 680 nucleotides long. RefSeq lists its product as uncharacterized. The record is from RefSeq and is a predicted model, not a curated record. NCBI's taxonomy places the organism in Eukaryota, Metazoa, Arthropoda, Insecta, Hymenoptera, Formicidae.
AAUAUGGAUUCACUUAUAUAUUCAUUUGAUCACGUAAAUAUUAAUAUGCUUCUGUGUUCAGUAGGUACGCUAUCGACACAUUAUCUGUAUAUAAUCAUCCAUAAUGAGAAAUACUGGAAUUUAUAGAAAUGAGUAACGUAUGUAAUAGUAAAUCUGAUAAAGUGAAUGCGAUAAUAGAUAUAAAACGCAGGUUUCUAUCCGAGUGCAUCAUACCGGAUGAUAAGAAAAUUUUAUCUAGAAAAGUACGUUCUCUGCCCGAGUUGGAAAGUAAUACGAAUUAUGACGAUAUAUGUGGACCUUGGAAAUUUGACAAUGUACCAUUGCGUAGCCAAUGCAGUCAUCUAUCUUUUAAAUUGAUAACGUCCGAAGAUAUAGUUUACAUGAGGACACAAGGAGAUCGAAAAUUGAUUUUGCCGUUUCUUGAGGAAAAAAUCUUAUCUGAUGUAUCAUGCAAAAAGAAAACAAAGAAAUACUCGUAAAACUUCUGUGGCAAACUUUCAGAUUUUUCAAGUACAAAUAUGUAGAAUGUUUUAACACUUAGCAGGAUUUUUAAUUAGAUAGGAUAUUUGUUUCAUGUAUAUUAAAAUUAUAUAUUAAAAUUACAUUUAUAUUAUAACAAAGAUAUUAUCUGCUUUUUCUUAUGUGACUUACAUCAUAACUGGGAGAGAGAGAGAGAGAGA